UGAUUUUUCAUUAUUUCAUAUUAUUAUCUAUUGUGCUACUACUGGUAAUUGUAAUGAACCGAAAUCUAAUCGCUAGCUCGGCACUUGCCGCAAGUGUCAUUGUCAUUAUGUCUUGUCUUCUAACAAAAAGGCGUAAUAAACGUACUCGAAUUUGGAGCAGGAACUGGCUGCAAAGGCGAAACGAGGGUCGUGAUGUUUUAAACAUGCUAAAUACAGAACUUUUACCCGAGGAUCCAAAUGCAUAUACAAACUUUCUGAGAUUAACUAACGAUCAGUUCGAAUAUUUGCUGUCGUUGAUAUCAAAUGAAAUAUGCAAACAAGAUACACUAAUGCGAGAAUGCAUCCCUUCCAGAAGCAAAUUAGAAGUUACCUUGCGAUUCCUAGCAACAGGCGAGACAUACCGAUCCCUUAUGUACACCACUAGGAUACAUGAAACUACGAUAAGCCGCUUUAUACCUGAAGUGUGCCAAGCCAUAGUCUUGAAAUUAAAACCAAUCUAUUUAAAAGCACCAAGAACAGCAGAAGAAUGGAAAAAAAUUUCUCAAGAUUUUGAUCAAUUAUGGCAAUUUCCUCAUUGCGUGGGAGCUCUUGAUGGUCGCCACAUCACUUUUAGGGCACCCAUAUCUGCUGGCUCGUAUUAUUACAACUACAAAGGUGCAAAUAGCAUUGUGUUAUUAUACGAUCAAACGAACUCACCUGUGAUGAAGUUCGAUCGUAAUUAUAUGAGGUCUCGUGGAGGUAAAUAA
Photinus pyralis (common eastern firefly) is the source of this 746-nucleotide messenger RNA. RefSeq lists its product as uncharacterized. Lineage: Eukaryota; Metazoa; Arthropoda; Insecta; Coleoptera; Lampyridae. The record is from RefSeq and is a predicted model, not a curated record. The transcript is spliced from 3 exons. The coding region runs from base 54 to 746 and encodes 230 amino acids.